Messenger RNA from Siniperca chuatsi (mandarin fish), 3844 nucleotides. It is a transcript of the gene nfatc3b, whose product is annotated as nuclear factor of activated T cells 3b. Gene Ontology annotation, molecular function: transcription factor binding; DNA-binding transcription factor activity, RNA polymerase II-specific; RNA polymerase II cis-regulatory region sequence-specific DNA binding. Gene Ontology annotation, biological process: calcineurin-NFAT signaling cascade; regulation of transcription by RNA polymerase II; cytokine production. The record is from RefSeq and is a predicted model, not a curated record. NCBI's taxonomy places the organism in Eukaryota, Metazoa, Chordata, Actinopteri, Centrarchiformes, Sinipercidae. Gene Ontology annotation, cellular component: transcription regulator complex.
AUUUAUAAUUAAACUACAGCAGUUAUUGAAAACUGUAUUUCAGGGACGGUUUUAUAAUUUCCUAACAUCGUUGUGAUAAUUAAUUUUACGAGGACACCGUGAACGCAGCACAAGGAUCAACCUGGAGGAGCGUAAAAGUCGCUGCAACCGAACAGAAACACCGAGCACAGCAAGUUCACGCAAUAAUGGGACUCUUGCGGUUUUACUACGGAGUGCGGAGGCGUAUUUAUUGAUCGUGUUGAUGUCCGUUAACAACUUUUAGUCGGGGAAUUAGUCGACGUGUUGUUGGCGCGUCAGUUGAAACAAGAGUUCUGCUUUCAGUUGGAUGGAAGUGAGUGAGACAGGUCAGUUUUGAAGACAGACAGGUCGGUUUAACGGCUGCCUCUGAGGACAUUUAGUGUCUCUCCGGUUCAAUGUCCACGGUAAACUUCGCCGAGGAGCUGGACUUCAGAUUGAUCUUUGAGGACGACGGCAGACAGACCGCAGGUCCAGAUCUCGAUGGGAGGACACCUCCCACCUCCACACAGGCUCUGGCCGAGCAGCCCAUCUUCCAGGAGCUGCAGAGUCACCCUUCAUGUUUCUCCACCGCAGACAACUACCAGCAUGUCGGCUACCAAACCCAGGGGAACCCCAGAGCCUUUGAUUGCCCAAGUAUCCAGAUCACCUCCAUCGCUCCUAACAAUCAUGUGGAGCCGGGCAGUAGCCAGGAAGCUUUGGCAGUGGGCGGGGCAGAGGGGGGUUACCCUGAGGCGUCCUGGUCCAGAGGCCAGCUCUACCUGCCCCUGGACCCCUGCUACCGGGACACAGCGCUCUCCCUGAGCCCCUGCAGCAGCCUGUCCUCCAGGAGCUGGAUGUCUGACCUCUCCUCCUGCGAGUCCUUCUCCUAUGUCUACGACGACGUGGAGGGGGAGCUGCGCGAUGCCGCCUGCCUCGCCCUGGGGUCCCCCCUUGGGUCGCCCCUGGGGUCCCCAGGCUGCGGGGGCGGGGCCUUCGGGGUGGAGCUGUGGCAGCAGAAGUACCAGCAUCCUCUGGCCUUCAGCCCGGUGCUGUCCCCUCAUCAGUCGCCCGUCUCGCCCCGUCAGUCGCCCCGUCAGUCGCCCUGCCACUCCCCUCGCACCAGUGUCACAGAGGAGAACUGGCUGAGCCGUCGGCCCACCUCCAGGCCGUCAUCCAGACCGACCUCCCCCGGCGGGAAGAGACGCCACUCCAGUGCCGACCCCCACGCCCGCUCGCCCUCCCCUCACCACUCCCCCAGCCCCACGCCAGUCGCCUCUCCACGAGGCAGCGUGACGGACGACACCUGGGCGGGAAGCCCCGCCGGUGCCUCGGGGCCCCUCCUUAUGUCCGGCUACCAGGAACUGGACGUCCCCUCCAAGACCAGGAGGACAUCGGGGAGCCAGCUGGGCCUAAUGGCCGGUCAGGGAGACCCCGGGCUGGAGCCCUUCCUGGAUUCCCCCGGGGAGGAGGGACGUGAACAGGACGGCCUGGCUGAGCUCUUCCUUCAGGUGCCCUGCCACUUCAGCUGGAACAAACCCAAACCUGGAAACCCUCCUCUCUUCAGGACUUCAUCGCCCCCUCCUCUGGACUGGCCUCUGCCCAACCAGUUUGACCAGUGUGAGCUAAAGCUGGAGGUCCAGCCCAGAUCUUACCACAGGGCGCAUUAUGAGACGGAGGGCAGCAGAGGGUCCAUUAAGGCAGCUACUGUAGGACAUCCUGUCGUCAAGUUGACCGGAUACAGCAAGCGGCCGGUGAGCCUGUUUUUGUUCAUCGGCACUGCGGACGACCGCUACCUUCGCCCUCAUUCCUUCUACCAGGUACACCGGGUGACGGGGAAGAUGGUUACCACCAACUGCCAGGAGAAAAUUAUGAGUAGCACGAAAGUCCUGGAGAUCCCUCUGCUUCCAGAAAACAACAUGUCUGCCAGCAUUGACUGUGCCGGCAUCUUGAAGCUGCGUAACGCCGACAUCGAGCUGAAGAAAGGAGAGACGGAUAUCGGGCGGAAGAACACAAGGGUGCGAGUUGUGUUCAGGGUCGCCGUCCCUCAACCGGACGGCCAGAUGCUGUGGCUGCAGACGACAUCUAUUCCUGUGGAGUGCUCCCAGCGUUCGGGCCAGGAGCUUCCCCAGGUGGAGAGCUUCAGUCCAGCCAGCUGCUCUGUGGACGGAGGAGAGGAGCUGCUCAUCACUGGAUCCAACAUCUCCACACAGUCCAGGGUUGUUUUCAUGGAUAAAGGGCCUGAUGGAAGAUCACUGUGGGAAAUGGAUGCCAGAGUUGUACCAGAAAAAAGCAGCGGAUCCAGCAUUAUGGUGGAGGUUCCUCCCUACAAUAAGAAGACAACGGAUCCGGUUCAAGUCCAGUUCUACGUCUCAAACGGGAAGAAAAGAAGAAGUCUAACACAGAGCUUCACCUACCUGCCUAGAGUCAGACGUCACCUCCCUGCUGGAGUCAAACAGGAGCGCUGGGAGACGGACCACAUCUCCCGCAAUCCACCUGGCUUCUGUCCAGCCUCCCGCCAGGUGCCCUCCCACGACCGAGUGCUCGGCCCAGACGUGGUUUAUUAUGAUUCCUGUGACAUCCCAGUGCAUCGUGGUCCUCCUUCCCAGAACGCACCUAAUCUUCAUCACCCCCCUCCCUCCUCUGUCCCCCAUCAGACCCCCUUAAUGUUUACUCACACGUCCUCCAUCCCUCUUCACACCUCUUCCUCCAUGCCCUCUCAGACCUCCUCAGUCCCCCAUCAGACCUUGAUUCCUCUUCAGACCUCCAUCAUGCCUGCUCAGACCUUCACCAUCCCCCCUCAGACCUCCUCCCUCCCUCCCCAGACCUCCUCAAUAUCUCCUCAAAUCUCCACGAUGCCCCCCCAGGCCUCUUCGGUGUCCCUUCAGACCUUUACCAUCCCCCUUCCCACCUCCUCCGGUGGACCUCAGAGGGAACACUCUCCAUCUCUGAGUUCCAGAGGAGCCUUUGUGACCCCUGCUGACCCCCAGAAGGACUCUCUGCUCUCCGGCCCAGGAGAGGCGCUGGGCAUCAAGCAGGAGCCGGAAGACCAGCCAAAUCUGGGAUCCUUGGGCCAACAGGAGAUCACCCUGGAUGAUGUGAACGAAAUUAUCGACAGAGACAUCAGCAGUCUGAGCGGCAGCGCCCAGCCCGACCAGUUUGACCAGUACCAACAGUACGACUGGGAGCACAAGUCCAGCGACGCUGCCUUACCGUUCUGUGGAGGCCCCCGGUAGUUACACUGCUUCCUCGGGAGACGGCCGCAGUGCUUCUGCUACUGUUCGCUUUCCGGACAAAACCAAACCGGCGGUCACGUUUGCACCAAGUGCACCGAACUGAUCUGCAAGUGCCUGAACACCAAUCAGCCGCCUCCGACGAGCCUGCGGGCUCGUCUCAUCAGGGUAUCGCGUCAGAUUACUGUUUCCUCGCCUGUCUCAGGAAUGUUUUUCACCCAUAAACCAAAGAUUUUUUUUUAGCUUUUCAUAACCAAAUUGGAAGAACUGCAGAAUCCAACCAAAGGGCUAGAAUUCAAGCCGUGCUUUAAUGUCACACAAUCACAACAAUCAGUAAUGUCAUUACAGACGCUAAAGUCGCACAAAAUCCUGUCAUUAUUUAUUAGCCAGUUAAUUAAGAAAUCUAUUUUUGAUACUCUGGAUCUGGUCCAGUAAAAAAAGAAAGUCCUUCAGCUGAUCAUUUACAUUUUUAUAGCUUGGUUUUACUCUGUUCGGUUUACAUUUUCUUCGCUGAAUUACCUUAAUGCUGUUCAACCUGAACUGUUUCGGUGUGACGCUUAAGACACUGAAUUACAGAAAUGUAUCGUGAGGUUGAAGUAAAAAGAAAGGAAAAUAUU